Mya arenaria is the source of this 4051-nucleotide messenger RNA. RefSeq lists its product as uncharacterized. Bases 170 to 3268 code for a protein of 1032 amino acids. Lineage: Eukaryota; Metazoa; Mollusca; Bivalvia; Myida; Myidae. Gene Ontology annotation, cellular component: cell periphery. The transcript is spliced from 5 exons. The record is from RefSeq and is a predicted model, not a curated record.
GAUAGUUGACAAAGCACUCAGGUGCUUAAGUGAUUGUCAUUGUGGAAUAUUCAAAUAAACUUAUAAUAAUGUGCCGAUUUUGUGAAACAAUAGAUAUGACAGUGACCUAAGGUGAUAGAAUUUUGUUGAGGACAUUUAUGUGAAAAAAUGUGGCUAAAAUGAAGAUAAGAUGUGUCGUUUACAUUUUUGGAAGCAGUUAACUAUUUUAUGGAUGUUUCCAAUUUUAGGAGGUUGUUCGUACCAACUCUCCGUGCCGGGGGAGUACACAGCGCUGUCGGGAGACCUCCUUAUCUCCUAUGGCAUACCGGAAGGGAAUCAGCUCCCUAGCGCCUUCGUCCGCCUCUAUCUGUUGGGAGAGACGGCCAACGUCGAGAUAACCAACCUCCAAAUCGGCCAGGGGUACCCGCGCGGAGUUCUCAAGAUCACGUGCGGGAUCAUCGAGGUGGCGGGAAAAUAUGAGUUCCGAAUGUACAUGCACGAGGAAAGCCGCGUGCUAGUGCGCGCGCUCGUCGUUGUCCGCUGGCCGGAAGUGGCUAUUCGGCUGCCCCUCACCCAUGUUGCUCAAAGCACUUCCGUCCGUGUUCAUAUAUCUUCAGAUGCCGUGUGCAAUCCACUGUUAAAGAAGUUUAGUUUUUCUUUAGAACUGGAAUUCGCUAAAAACAGUUCUUCCAUUUCCGUUUCCGGAAAAGAUCACGUGACCUACUCUCAGUCAUUUACAGAAGUUGCUAAAGACGAUAACUUAAUAGAUUUCUCAUGUAAUUUAUUCGAACAAAUUGGAAUAUACCGUGUUUCAUUAACAUCUUCAUACAGUGCAAUAUCAGUGGUAGCUAGGAGUAACUCCAUGCUGGCAACUUCAAACCCGAAGUUUUUCAUCAGAAUAUACAAAGACACUAUUUUCCCGUGCAGCACGGGCAGUGAUUUAACCAUAGAUUACGGACUCGGGCAGUGUCCAAGCGCACCCGGAAGUAACCGGCUUCGCGUCUACAAACUUGUGCGUACGGCCGCCUCCAUGGCCUCGCCAAUCAACAAGAUGUACAUCCGGGAGAUAAUUUUGAACGCUGAUAGCACGCGGCUCAAUGAGCGAUGUAGUGGCUACCAUACCGAGGCGGCCGGAUAUUGUUUCCAACUGGUGACGCUCAUGGGUGGAGGUGUCGUCGUCAACCAAACGGAAGUGUGCAAGUCCGCACACCCAGAUUCAGUGUUACCUAUAGACGGUGGAUGGUCUCAAUGGAGUUCCUGGUCCAACUGCUCGAGCACGUGCGGCCACGGCGAGCGCACGCGCUACCGAAUGUGCGACUCCCCAACCCCCAACUUCGGUGGCGCCUUCUGCCAGGGAGAGAGCGUCCAGCGGCGACCGUGUAGCAACUUUUGUCCAGAUUCCAUCCCAUACACACCUCUGCAUGCCCCGCGGGUGAGCAUAGAAUGUGCCUGUGGAUGCCGGAUGUUAGGCGGCCAGGGUGAGGUGGUGGCUAGCGGCCGCUGCACCGGAAAUUCCGUGUGGAUUCUCUCCGCACCUGAAGGACACGUGAUCACUCUGUGGUUCACGUUUAUUGAUCUUUACGAGGGGCAGUGGGUCAAAGUCCGAAAUGGAGCCUCCUCAUCCGCGGACCUCUUGGCGUUCACGGACGGACGGACGAAGGUCGAGAGGGUCUCUACUUCCGAUCAUCAAAUGUUGGUGGAGUUUUACAGUCCACCAGGAGAGGACGGAGUGUCGGUCUAUUCUCAGAAAGCUACAAAGCCCAUACAUGUACAUGGCUUCAUCGCAAAGUUUGAAUCCAAUGAAUCCACAGCCGCUUCGGUUUCGCCGGUCGUCGUUGCUCCGGUUGUGAGCGAAGCCCCGCCGUCGAUUUGGGAAAGCACCGUCACCAUCGUCGGCAUUUCGUUGUGUGGCCUCGUCGUUGUCACCGCCAUCAUUUUCGUCAUUUACCAUCGCGCUUGCCAUAGUCGUUUGCAUAAAUACGCCAUGGCGGCUCACGAGGAAAGCCCACGGCGCAUGUGCAAGAGUACGAGCAUGCGCAGUACGCCUAGUCAUGAAAGCGGGAAUCAUGGGAUUGAAAUCGAGCACGACAUGGAAACGCCAUUGACUGGUAUGCCUCCGAAUAUUGAUAAUAAAAAGCGCGCAAAGACGCCCGGUGGUCAUUCCAAUAGAUCCAAAGGAUCAUUGGCUAGUGUUCAUUCACACCACGCUAAAACUUGUAAAGCGGAAGUUGAAAUUGACAGAGAAUUUCGCCGCCCUAGUGCAAUACAUUCACAUAGAGAUUAUAUGCAAGUGCCACAGGACGCUAGCCCCAGACGGACCCCUCGCAACCACGAGUUAGUUCAAGCUGGGGACCAUAAUAAUAUGAGUUUGUUUAAAACUAGUCCUCUUGUGAAAACAAAAGUGCCAAGAUCUCCCAAAAUCCAUCCAUCUCCUAAACUUAAAUCACAUAUUCAUUCACGGACUCAUUCGCCGUGUGACAAUAAUCAAAAAUCAUCAGUUCCGUUGAUACCAAAACGUUUAGACAGCUUAGGGUCAGACCCAAAUCAAAGGGUUGUAAUGGGGUCAGACUAUACGCCCACAAAUAGUGUUAAAUCUCCUCCGUCGGAUUCGUCAAAACACGAUUGUCCGACGCCGACUAACAUCAAUUUUAAUACAUUAAAUAAACCUCAUUCGCAUGGCGGUGGCACGCCUACGUCACACGAUAUCAAAUUAAAUCAACUUAAUCGAUUACCUGACGAUAGUGAAAGAAACGGCGCUUCUGGAAAGUCUGAUAACUCCACAAACGCCGACAAUAACGUUACGUCCCUCGCGACGACGUCGUUCAUAGAAAACAGCACCAAACCACGACGUCCGACGUCACUUACAGAGAGCUACAGUAAAAUGAGUCUGGCGUCAAUUCACAGCAAGGCAAGUGUAGAAGGUUCGAAAGAAAAGACUUCAGUGACGUCGAGUGACGACAGACAAAACAUCUUACCAAAACCAGACGGACAAAGCCCAAAGUCUCAGCGUCUGGAUUUAAUAAAGGUUAAAUCUCAUCCUUCGUCACCGUCCAAAACGUCAAAAACGUCAACGCCGUUAAGUGCAAAAAGCUUACGUAGUGAUCGGACUGACGUCAGUGGAACAACGAAAUCUCCGGCACGUAGUAUUAAUACGCCUUCUGACGUUAUAGAACUUGAAUAUGACGACUUCAUUGAUAUGGAUGAUACAUACUCAUAUUUCGAUCCCGUAGAAACGGAAAAGUUGACGUGGCAUGGCGUCGAACGUGUAAAAGGAAACACUCCCAAAUAAAAGUACAUCUAAAAAAAACAGAGUUAUAAUAUACAGUAAAAGAUAGGUCUGAGAAUUAUAGUUAAAGCUAGCUUUUCAAAAUCUUAGUUAAAGUGAGCUCUGCAAUGUCUUAGUAAAAGCUAGCUUUACAAAAUCUUAGUAAAAGUAAGCUCUGCAAUGUCUUAGUAAAAGCUAGCUUUACAAAAUCUUAGUAAAAGUAAGCUCUGCCAUGUCUUAGUAAAAGCUAGUUCUACAAAAUCUUAGUCAAGUAAGCCCUAUAAAAUCAAAGUAAAAGCUAGCUCUUCAUAAUCUUAGUAAAAGCUAGCUCUGUUAAAUUCUACUAAAAGCAAGUUCUACAAAAUCUUAGUAAAAGCUAGCUUUACAAAAUCAAAGCAAAAGCUAGCUCUACAAAAUCUUAGUAAAAGUGAGUUUUACAAAAGUUAUUAAUAAAGUAAAAGUUUGACCUACAAAAUAUAUUUUUAUUAAGUCUUGUGUUCUUUUUCUAUUUUUGUUUUUUGUUCGUAAAGAGCCUGGAAAUUAUUAUUUUAAUGAAAAUACAUAAUUUAUUUAUAGUUUCUUUAAUAUUUAUCAUGAUUAUACACCAUCAUAAGCAAUCUGAACACCUCGGCCAUUAUCCAAUAGUCUCGAAGCUUGCCGGAGAUUGCCGAGUUGUUACGAUUAAAUCACAGGUUGUAUCCAUUUAAUACGUCAUUUCCGGUGAUCUCUAAAAUGUCAAGUUAGUGUCUUCGUUACUUAUUUAUCAUAUAUUGUGAAACUUGUUGUUUUAAAUAAAUGUUGAAAACA